GUUUUGAACUUCCGAUCGAUCUGUACAGGCCGUUAGAUCUCCUCACGACUACUUUCGCCAGCCCAUGCUUUUUGAUGUCCAAGUGAGAAUAUAUGGCUCAUUUGCAAGGCGUUUGGAAGCCGAGAACCGGUUCCGUCAGAUAAUAAAUGGUGCAACCUCGUCUGCUGCCAUGCACAAUGUCGCCAGCUUUUCGCCAUUUUGGAUUUCAUGGAUUCCUAAAGUUCGGAUUAUUUUCUUGCCACUGUAGCAGUAGUUGAGGCUCACGAAGUGCUUCUCGCAGACUUCUCAGCCUGAGUAUACUGGUGGAUUCGCUAGAUUGUUGCGAUUUCGUUGCGUAUCUUCAGCUACUCCUCGUGUUUGUUUAUUUUUAGUACAUACCAUCUAUUCAUCGGGUUCCCCGCAGAUCGUGCAAAUAUUGGCUCGAUGCGAGGUCACCUUCGGAGCGACAGAGAAUUGUGUGCGAGUCUAGCAAGUGCAGUCUUGCGCUUUGAAAUCCGCAGAUGUGCUAGCGUGGGGAAGACCAAGAAUGUAGAUAUGUCUGUGUGAGGCAGCAAAUUAUCGACGCCUUCACAGAGUUCCCAACGUCAUCUUUUGUGGACUCGGACACUACAUUCUUGGGUUUUAUCACUAGUGGCAAUUGUAUCGGGCACCAAACAGGAUAGAUCUACAACAGGAGGGAGAAGGACUACCUCCAAUCGAAUCACGAGGGGAAAGGCUUUUCUGCAUAAAUAUCUCAACUAGUUUAUGUGGCUUCAAGGACCCGAGGUAAUGAAAUUUGCUUCAUGCACGUGCGUCUUAAGGUUUGCGAAGUAGAAGUAUGCUCUCUUUUCCCGCCGGCUGUUAAAAGAUUUGUAAGACAACGCGUGAAGAAGCUGAAGCCUCUGCAGCCAGACCAUCAACUAGUUCAAUUGUUAGAACUAUAUAAGAUUUUCAAUCCAUCAGGAGUGCGCCUUGGGGUAUGCGCCAUUCAAAUGGUCACACGCUUUCUUCGCCCAUGGAAUACUUGGGGCGUUUAGGGCUUGGCCCGAGAAAGAACAGAAAGGAGCGUGGAAUGUCUCAACGUCACCCUGCUGAUUCGAAAGAAACGAAAAUUGGUGGAGUGCAAACCGGCGCAGACAGGAGCUGCAAUAUUCGAGCCUCCAUCCACACAGUCAACCUCCAGCAGUCCCCAGCAUUGAAAACCAACCUCGAGCUUAUUAUCAAUCACCCACUCGUCGCCCCUUACGAAACAGGCCACGAGCAGGAGAAUUUAGAAAUCUGGGACCCUGCAUCCACGGCUGCGCCACUGAGGUCAACCGCGACUGACGUGACAAGUGCCUGGGGACAAUUCUUCCCAAGGACAAGCGCCUCAAGCCAGGACGCAUCAUUCGACACAGAAAAAUUUGACGACGAUCAGAACGUUCAAGCUCCACCAUACCCGCUCGCGAACCAUAGUUUCGGCCGCGGUCCUGGAGGACGCCACGCUUGGAAAACCUUACUAUUCUGGAAGCAGCCCACGAGAUCACCAGGCAUGCAAUCGAUCACCGGCAAAGCAGCCUUCACCCCUCUCCAUCACCACAAACUUGCUGCUCUCGCACCAGGUCACAAGUCAGCCGGCGACACCUCCGAACAGAUAUCUCCCCCCACUGCAGCAGCACCCUUGUACAUCGAUGAGUCCUCCGCUUCGCCCGUUCAACAAUCCUCCCAACGCCGAACUUGGUGCGAGCCUUUCCGUGGCUGCAAGCUCUCCACACCUCGAAGACAACCCCCAGAUGGUUUCUGUAACAUGUCGCAGUAUGUGCUUCUCGAUGAUCAUCGAUCCCAGCGCCUAGUAUCUGGCCCACUGUACCUCGUCUAAUCGUCAAGACCUCUUCCAGCUCCCACCAGCAACACAAACAUGAAUCCAUCAGUAAGCACAUCAGUCUCAUAAGCACUCAAGCACCCGAUCAACGUGCAAUUCCUACUCAAAUCAGUGGAGCGAUGGUUUCCGGUCUUCGAUGCAACCAGUUCAUCGAAACGGUUGUGGUUGCAUGAGCUUGAACCUUUUCUCCGUCAAUUUCACGCGAGUAAGCGUUAUAUUUGCGUCGUGCUAGACUUGAAUUCCGGCGUCGUCAGCUCAUUACUGAGCUGCAUCAAUUGAACCCACAUGCCAAUGCAGCCAUCGCUGCCAGUGUUAGAGCAAUAUGAGCAACAAAGUUGCCUGGAAUUGCUGAACCCAUCCAUUUCCCUCCAAAACUUUUCUUUCUUUCUUUCUUUUUUCUUUCUUUUUUCUUCUUUUUUUUAAAAUCUAGGUUUUAUCAUACGAGGAAUUGGAUCAUUUGCAUUUAUUUGAAACACUGGACUAGUUUAUCAUAUUGAAACUGUAUAUUUUUGACACGAUGAAAUGCUCAUGUGGAUGUGAAUAAAGGAGCUUCUGGAUGGUUGUAUUCCAA
This is a messenger RNA of Physcomitrium patens, 2411 nucleotides long. RefSeq lists its product as uncharacterized. Lineage: Eukaryota; Viridiplantae; Streptophyta; Bryopsida; Funariales; Funariaceae. The record is from RefSeq and is a predicted model, not a curated record.